Prunus mume (Japanese apricot) is the source of this 2063-nucleotide messenger RNA. Its product is annotated as UDP-glycosyltransferase 89B2-like. Gene Ontology annotation, molecular function: UDP-glucosyltransferase activity. The record is from RefSeq and is a predicted model, not a curated record. Lineage: Eukaryota; Viridiplantae; Streptophyta; Magnoliopsida; Rosales; Rosaceae.
AUGUGUUUUUAUAUGUGGUUAAAUUGACAGGAUACCAAAUACAAUACCUACAUUUCGCGCAAAAUAUAAAAAAUAAUUACCACCACCAUGUCGCAUUGUUGAAUGACUUUAAUUUUCCGAAUCAUAUAGCAUAAUGUUACACUUAUCAUAUUUUUAUUUUAACGACAAUUAAAGUAAUGAGAUAUAUAAACAAAAGGAAAAAGUGAUGCUAAAGCAAAAAUGUUCUCACGAGUCACGGCGAUAAAUGAUGACCUAACCCCACUCCUAAAGCUUACUUUCCAGUUUCCUUCCACCAUUGAUGUACCACAACUCUCAAACACAUUCCACUGCCACAGAGCUUUGAAAAAACGUCCUAACUGCUCUCGAUCACCAUGACCAGUUCAAGCACCACCACCCCAAACCAUGCAACCCAUGUCUUGGUGUUCCCAUACCCAGCACAGGGUCACAUGAUCCCUCUCCUCGACCUCACCCACCAACUCGCCAACCGCGGCCUCACCAUCACCAUUCUCGUCACCCCCAAAAACCUCCCUUUUCUCCAACCUCUCCUCUCCGCCCACAACCACCCUAAUAAUUCCAUCCAAACCCUCGUCCUCCCUCUCCCCUCCCACCCCUCCCUCCCCGCCGGCUUCGAGAACGUCAAGGACCUCCCCGUCCACUCCUUCCUCGCCAUGAUGUGCGCCUUGGGCCAACUCCACCACCCUCUCCUCCGUUGGUUCACCUCCCACCCCAACCCUCCGCUCUGCAUCCGAAGGCACGUCCUCCCCCCCUCCGGCGCCUUGGCCCUCUCCGUCAUCGACUCGCUCUGGCACCGCCUCCUCAAACGAGACGACCCCAACGACCAAAACCAGGUCUUCUCGUUCCCCGAAAUUCCGAAUUCCCCGAAAUACCCCUGGUGGCAGCUCUCCACCGUCUACCGCUCCUACGUCGAGGGAGACCCAGAUUCGGAAUUCAUCAAGGACGGCUUCGACGCCAACAGGGCCAGCUGGGGACUCGUCGUCAACUCGUUCACCGAGUUGGAGCGAGUUUAUCUCGAGCAUCUCAAGAAUGAGCUGGGCCACGAUCGCGUGUGGGCCGUUGGACCGCUGGUCCCGCCGGAUUAUAAUGACCUAUCUGGGCCUGCACAGAGGGGCGGGUCCAGCUCGGUUUCCGUAGACCGCAUCAAGUCGUGGCUGGACGCGUGCGUAGAGGAUCACAAGGUGGUGUACGUGUGCUUCGGGACUCAAGCCGUGUUGACCAAUCGCCAGAUGGAGGCGCUGGCGUCGGGAUUGGAGAAGAGCGGAGUCCGCUUCGUGUGGUCGGUGAAGGGCCCCACGAAGGGACACGCGGAGGGAGAUUACGGCGCUGUUCCUCCCGGGUUCGACGAUCGAGUGGCGGGGAGGGGCCUGGUGAUAAGAGGGUGGGCACCGCAGGUCUUUAUCUUGAGGCACCGAGCGGUGGGGUCGUUCUUGACUCACUGCGGGUGGAACUCGGUGCUUGAGGCGGUGGUGGCAGGUGUGCCGAUGCUAGCGUGGCCCAUGGGGGCUGACCAAUUCAGCAACGCCACGUUGCUGGUGGACCAGCUGAAGGUGGGGGUCAGGGUGUGCAAGGGGGCGGGAAGCGUGCCUGACUCGGACGAGUUGGCCCGAGUGGUGGCGGAAUCGGUGAGUGUGAAGCGGGUCGAGAGGGAGCGAGCCGUGGAGUUGCGUGAAGCGGCACUCGAGGCCAUCAAAGAAGGCGGGAGCUCGGUGAAGGAGUUGGAUAGUUUGGUGGAUCGUCUGGCUGCAUUGGAAAUACCGGCAGGCAGUAAAAAUUUGCAAUCGAUGCGAAAUGGAAAUUAGAGUGAAAAUAGGCAUGAAUAUAAUAAUAUUAAAAUUAAAUAUUUACUACCAAUACCAAUUUGGUGGUUUUUCCUUUUAAUGGGCGGGCCUUUCUCUUUUCUUUUCUUUUGGGCCUUAGAAUGAAUUGUAAUUUUUGAACAUUUAAUAUCUUUUAGAAAAUUCGGUGUACAACUCCAAAAUCAAAAACAGAAGUUGGAUGUAAUCUUUGUAUUUGUCGUUGUUAAUACAAGUUAUUAGACUUUUGUG